GUCGGCCCAGCCUGAACCACUACACCGCUCUAGUUUGAUGAUCUGGAGGAGUUGAUGGGACAGAGAGAUGGUCCAGUUCACUUUCAGUAGAGCAGGCGCACAUGCUUCUGCUCCAAACCGUCAUCGAGAAUGAUAUGAAGAGUAUAGGAGAAAGAGAUGGUUGACAGUGCACCAAUGGUUCUGCUCCCCCACCAAUCUAGUCCAAUGUUUUCUCCUGUGAACCCUAUGCUUGCAAGAAUGGGACUUUUACUUUCUUUCCGAGAACGAGGACUAGUCCCUGUAUCCCCAGACAGUCCCACUUCAGAUGGACCUUUUGACCUUUCCAAGCCAGGGAAAGAUGACCAGCCUUUAGAUCUCCGGGUUGAGCGGAGAAAGUGUGACAGUGAGACCAAUUCUACAGUAGAGGAUGAGAAUAGAAACCUUGUACCAGUUCCAAGACCUGAGAGUAGGCAGAGCUCUAUUACUGGAGAGGAGAACGAGGACAGCUCUCCAACUCCUCCCAGGCUAUUCCCCUUAAAUUAUUCCUUAGUCUGUGAUAGUCUAACCAUGCUACAAUAUAAAUAUCCCCCCUCAGGUUUACCUCCCUCCAACCGUGCCAUAUAUGAGCGAUUUGAGAAAGGUUUGAGGCUCCCAACCCCCCAGAUAUCCCUAUCCUCCUCCCUCUACUCUAACCCUGGUUAUCAUUCUUCUCCUGGGUUCGGAUCCCCGCCUAGUCGUGAUACUCCAGUACAAAAGACUUUAAAGGCGAUGCUUGGCGGUAACUGCAGUAGCAAUCUUGGUAAACCCAACAAGGAACGGUAUGGAUGCAAAUACUGUGGUAAAACCUUUCCCCGCUCAGCAAACCUCACCCGACACCUCCGAACCCACACCGGAGAACAGCCCUAUAAAUGCCAGUUUUGUGAACGAUCCUUCUCCAUAUCCUCAAACCUACAGAGACAUGUGAGAAAUAUUCACAACAAGGAGAAACCGUACAAGUGUCAUCUCUGUGAACGUUGUUUUGGUCAGCAAACCAACCUGGACAGACAUCUGAGGAAGCACGAAAACGAUGGUCCUACUAUCCUGGACGGAUUAGGUUCAGGCAGGCACAAGUUUUUUCUUCCUUGUAAGAGGGAGCAGGAGGAGCGAAGAGACGUUCUUAUCGCAGCUCUUCACGGUGUAUCUGGGGGGUUGAGUGAACACGAGUUAAAGAUCGAGGAGGAGGAAGAGAUGGAGGAGGAGGAAGAACUAGAUGUGGACGGAGAACCCAGAGAUGAAGGAGUAUCACCUCCCUGAUUAUGAGUCUUAAACCAACAAUGUAACUUAACCUGCCAUGUUUUAGUGAAAUCAGUCAAAAUCCUUGCCACUACUCAAAGACAAGAGUUUUAACUCAAUAGUAGAAACUGAUGCUGAACAGAACUCUGCAGAGUUACCUUGAAGCAAAUUUGCAUCUUCAAAAACAUUUACCCUUGCCAUUUGGACUGUUUUACCAGGAAAUUCUCUAGUCGAUAUUAUAAACCCAUAUUGUUUUUGUUAUAAAUUAUUUUGUUAUCAAUAUAAUACUCAGAUAUUUUUUC
This is a messenger RNA of Eurytemora carolleeae, 1553 nucleotides long. Its product is annotated as MDS1 and EVI1 complex locus protein EVI1. Gene Ontology annotation, cellular component: nucleus. The coding region runs from base 157 to 1272 and encodes 371 amino acids. NCBI's taxonomy places the organism in Eukaryota, Metazoa, Arthropoda, Copepoda, Calanoida, Temoridae. Gene Ontology annotation, molecular function: DNA-binding transcription activator activity, RNA polymerase II-specific; RNA polymerase II cis-regulatory region sequence-specific DNA binding. The record is from RefSeq and is a predicted model, not a curated record. Gene Ontology annotation, biological process: regulation of transcription by RNA polymerase II. The transcript has 2 exons.